GUUGAAAAGAAAAUGAUGAGCUCAGCGAGUGUUGUACAAUUGAAAUCUUCGUCAAUUCGAAGUCAUUUUUGUUUUCUGCCCUCGUUAUAAAUCUACUGGCGCACGAAAACUCGAGUUUGCUAUUUUCGCUGUCAGUGGUGUCUACGGCGAAAGUUAAAAAAAAUGUGAUGAAUGAGUAUACUUUUUAAAGCGUCGCAAUCGUGGCUUUUACAUUGAAAACAAAUGGGCAGAAUGGGCUGCAUCAUUGAGUCACACACAAUCAUUGUAUCUCAUACGUUACUUGUACUGUAUUUAAUUUUUUGUUUCUAUCUCGUGUCCGAGCCAUGUUCUUUUUCAUUGCCUCGAUGACAUAUUUUUUCGCGUGCCAAAUGUGACAAUUAGAAGCAGCAGUGUCAGAGUUGGUAAUGGCGAUGACCAUAUUUUGAGAUAAUCUUUUUUCUCUCCCCUACAACACUGUACGUCGAUGUACGUAAACAGAGGAGGUUAUGAUCAGUUGACAAAAUUCCACAGUGCAGGGGCUCUCAUUACAGGAAAUACGACAAUAACAAAAGGCGAUUUCAGUCCGAUAAACCAGCAAAGAAAUAAGUUCAUAAACCACUAAGAGAAAGAACAACUUAACGAAAAACCUCAUAAAUCCAGAAAUGGCUUCACAGUUUUACAAAAUGAGAGUAAAAUGAGAAAAGUGAAAAAAAAACGAGUCGUAACGCGAACAAAUCGAGUACGAGUAAAAAAAUCAGUGAAUAAUUCAAAACCUGACAAAGAAAUACAGCGAUAACUGUUUAUAGUGAAAAAUGUCUCUGCAUGAUUUGGUUGACGGAGAGUGUGCUGGGCCAAGUUCACUUAUUCGUUUGACUUCGCAUCUCAUCCAGGAUCAUGGAUUCCAGGAAGAAGGUUUGCAACGAGCUCACACAUUUCCACAGCCACAUGUUCCGCCUAACGCAGAACAAUUUGUUGAACAAUUUCUGGAAGAGACCAAUAACGCGUCGCCACAGACCUUCAAAAUGGACAAUAUUCUUAGGGAAAUGCAAAAAAUAGAGUAUGAUCCACGAGUGGUUGGAGCAAACCUCCAGAGACACUCAGAAAUGGCUGGAUGCGAUGCUGCCUGGGCCAGCCAGUACCUUGCGUCUGGUCGUCAUUUUGCUGAAAAUCAUACAGAUGCCAUUUGGAAUUCGUCGUAUAGUGAAGUUGUCAAUAAUGGAGCUGAAAAAUUGGCUUUUGAGGGCAAUACCACGAACGAGUUGGGUUUGGGUCCAUUGUGGGCUGACGAGUAUCUCGAGCACAGUGUAAAUUUAGAUAAUAAUAUCAUAACGAAAAACGACCCGGUCACUUAUGAUACUGAAGUUCCAAAAAAUACAACUGACCACUCGAAAUUAAUGAAAUAUAUGAGCAGCAAAGAAAGUGAAAUGGAAGCCGAAAAAUUGGACGGGAAAUUAGAUGGCAAUAGCGAUUCUUACGAAAAAUGGAUUGAGGAAGCGACUAACGGCAAUAGCGUUCUUGAUGGAAAUGGUGCCACCGAAAUUGGCAGUGCGGAGGCUUGGGCUGAUGAACUCAAACAGGAAAACGCAAUGACUAUGGAUCCUGAUAAAUACGAGUCAAUAUUUUGGGCCCGUUUGCAAGGUGAAUGGAACAAAAUAUCGUCGUUGAAUAAUUUGGUCGACGCUCAUCCAUGGCUGCCCGAAUACGAGAAAUAUUACGAUCCAUUUAACGAGUACAAAUUUAAUGUGAACAAUCCAAUGAGGAGUAUCAACAACGCGCUAGAGGAAGGCAAAAGAAGGCUAGAGGCAGGGGAUUUGCCAAGUGCAGUUUUGUGCUUCGAAGCUGCUGUCCAAGAGGAUCCGAAGAAUGCUGAGGCUUGGCUCAUUCUAGGAAAAACGCAGGCCGAAAAUGAACAGGAUCCAAUGGCAAUUUGCGCGUUAAAAAAUUGUUUGCAGAUCGAUUCAACCAAUUCGGUGGCUCUUAUGGCUCUUGCAAUCUCCUACACCAACGAAUCUUAUCAAAAUCAGGCUUGUCUCACCUUGAAAGAGUGGCUCUCGAAACACGAAAAAUAUAAACAUCUCGUCGACAGUUCCAGUGAUUCACAUCGCCGUUCCAAAUCUGAUGUUUCAACCAUUUUGUUCAACGACGUGCACAACGAGGUUAAAGAUUUGUUCAUCAAAGCAGCCAGAAUAAAUCCGCGAGACGGCAUAGAUCCAGAUGUUCAAAGCGGUUUAGGUGUCUUAUUUAAUUUGUCGUGCGAAUACGACAAAGCAGCAGAUUGUUUUCAAGCAGCUUUGAACGCUCAACCAAAUGAUUGCAGAUUGUGGAAUCGUUAUGGCGCGACCUUGGCAAACGGUCAAAGGUCAGAGGAAGCGGUUACAGCUUAUCACCGUGCCUUAGAACUAUCUCCAGGUUUUAUACGGGCUCGUUACAAUCUUGGAAUAUCUUGCAUUAAUCUUGGGGUUUACAAAGAGGCUGCGGAACAUCUUCUCACUGCUCUGAAUCAACAAGCCGCUGGGCGUGGAGUCGAAGGUGAACGAGGUCAUCCCGGAGCAAUGUCGGACACGAUAUGGUCGACCUUGCGGCUCGUUUUAUCCUUGAUGCAUAAGUACAACCUGAACGAUGCAGUAGAAGCGAAGGAUCUAGCGACCCUAAUCAGGGAGUUCGAAAUCGAAUGAAAGAUCGAAGAAAAGUUCGCGAUAUGUCUACCCCGAAAAAAGCAUUAUUGCGGAAAUAUAAGUG
Molecule: messenger RNA, 2718 nt
Organism: Venturia canescens
Lineage: Eukaryota; Metazoa; Arthropoda; Insecta; Hymenoptera; Ichneumonidae
Gene: Pex5
Product: peroxin 5
Exons: 8
Coding region: 792-2654 (620 amino acids)
Biological process (GO): protein import into peroxisome matrix, docking
Cellular component (GO): cytosol; peroxisomal membrane
Molecular function (GO): protein binding
Source: RefSeq, a predicted model, not a curated record